AUGAGCGGUCCCAAUGAUAAUAAAUGGCGGGGCGGACCCAGUCGCCAGGCAUCCCAGCGCGCCAACCGUGACAAGGCAGCUGGACAAGGAGGCGCACGCGAGAAUAACAAUGCGUGGGGAGCAUCGCAGCCUCCACAGGAGCAGCAUGUCCCUGUACGGGGCUUCAACACUGCGGAGGUCAAGAACAUCUUAAAGAAGGGACCUAGAGAAACCAAAUCAUGCACUCCCUACAAAGCCACCUCAAAGGACGGCGCAAACCAACGAUCUACGUCGGGCCCCAAAGCACAAUUGAUGGCGAACGGAAAGGAUUUCUUCCUAGAGCUUCGAAAACAGAUUGCUACACUACAGCGAGGUGGCCCGCCUGUCGGCGGCUGA
Molecule: messenger RNA, 375 nt
Organism: Penicillium soppii
Lineage: Eukaryota; Fungi; Ascomycota; Eurotiomycetes; Eurotiales; Aspergillaceae
Exons: 5
Coding region: 1-375 (124 amino acids)
Source: RefSeq, a predicted model, not a curated record